AUGCUCACCGCUCGCGCCGCUGGUGUGCUGCGAACCACCGGCUCGCCGAGGGGCCUGGCGCACCUGCUGCACGCGCGCUGCAAGACGAGCACCGGGAUCGUCGGGCUGCCCGUCCAGCCCGAGGCGAAGGCCAUCCUCGAGGGCCUCUACACCAAAACGCUCUCUGCGCUCGAGGCGUUUCCGGCGUCGGCCGAGUACGCAAAGGUGGUGGGGGGCAUCGCCAAGGAGCGGCUCGCGGUGGUCAAGUCGGCCGCAUCACUUCCUGAGAUUGAGGCCAAGAUUGGCGCCGGGCAAGUCGAGCAGCUGAUUGAGCAGGCGCACACCGCCGCCGCGGAGGACGAGCUGAGGCUCCUCCCGGUGAUGCUGGAGGAGCGCGUGUGGGAGGCGUAUCAGGAGCGCGUGUGGGAGGCGUAUCAGGGCGCCCCUGCCGACGACCUCUACCUCGACCUGAAGCGGCGCGGCAUCACGCUGCAGCGCUUCGACAUCCCCAUGCGACCAUCGCAGGACUUCCCCACGACGGAGGCCGUCGAGCUCAUCGAGGCUGCCGAGCCAGAGAAGUGACGCGCCGCCGCCGAGCGCCGCUGCACACACACACACACACACACACACACACACACACACACACAGAGAGAGAGAGAGAGAGAGAGAGAGAGAGAGAGAGAGGGAGAGGGGAGGGGGGAGAGGGAGAGGGAGAGAGGGAGAGAGGGAGGGAGGCCACACGGACCUCACCACAGACCUCCACCCGGAUGGUGCGCCGUGCAUGCGCCUGUGCAACGCGCCACGUCGCCACGCUGCGGCCCGCGCGCGACCGCCUAUUCUGCCGGGUGUUGAUCUCACACUCGCCUCGCGCGGCCACGGGAGAGAGUCGGUCGCGCCAGCUAUUUCGUUGCACGUUGGAGACUGCU
Molecule: messenger RNA, 905 nt
Organism: Emiliania huxleyi CCMP1516
Lineage: Eukaryota; Haptophyta; Isochrysidales; Noelaerhabdaceae
Product: NDUFA5/B13 subunit of NADH:ubiquinone oxidoreductase
Exons: 6
Coding region: 1-561 (186 amino acids)
Biological process (GO): respiratory electron transport chain
Source: RefSeq, a predicted model, not a curated record